This is a messenger RNA of Amphimedon queenslandica, 2517 nucleotides long. RefSeq names its product transcription factor SPT20 homolog. Gene Ontology annotation, cellular component: trans-Golgi network. The transcript has 12 exons. The coding region runs from base 86 to 2164 and encodes 692 amino acids. The record is from RefSeq and is a predicted model, not a curated record. Lineage: Eukaryota; Metazoa; Porifera; Demospongiae; Haplosclerida; Niphatidae. Gene Ontology annotation, biological process: Golgi to lysosome transport.
GGCGUGGUUUGUUUUAACGCCCCGUUUUUGCCCUGGAACUACUGUAAGUCAUUCUCUCUCGGUCUUUCUUUCUCUUUCUCGCGUCAUGAGUGGAGGAGAUUGGGCUAGCUUUGGGCAGCAAGGAGACGGCUCUAACAACGAAAGUGGAAGUGGUGGAGAAUGGGCAAGUUUUGGAUCUCAAAACUGGCAGCAAGGGGGACAGCCAGCUGCUCAAGGAGGGACCGGAGAAAGUGUUAAACGUCCCUCGAUGCGUGAUAGGCCCCUCCCAGCUACUCCACCCACACAACAUGCUCCUCCUUCAAGCCAACCUCCUGGUGCUAGUGUCAAUCAAAGUCAGGCCCUACAGCUCCAACAGUACAGGCAAAGACUUCAACAAAUGCAUGUUCAAUUGAGCGGAGGUCAACAGCAAUUGAAGGAACUUCAAAAGAACCCCGUUGAGAAUCAAGCUAAGAUUAAUCAGCUGACUCAGCAGCUUCAAGUGGGCGUCGGUCAGUAUCAGAAACUCCACCUCAUUGCUAGCCAAUUACAGCAGCAACUCAUACAGCAGCAGCAAGGCCCAUCUCAAGAGACUCCGCCUACUUCACAACCGCCUGCUUCACAACAGGCGACUCCGCCUGUGCAACAUGCCACGCCUCCUCAACAGCAGACACCACCCCCUCAACCACAGACUCCUGCACCGGAACAACCAACCCAACCUCCACCUCCUAUUCCAAAAUCUUCGCCUAAGGAAACUCCUAAAAACGAUGAUAUAUUUGCUGCUUUUGAGGACUCCCGGGAACAAGCUCCUCCCCCUCCUUCUCCUAAACAACAACCACAACAGGUCCCGGCACAGACAGGGUUUGGUGACCAGGAUGCAUUUGCAUCGUUUGAGAGUAGCUCACCGGCUCAGUCUCUUCAACCAACCCAACAGCAACAGCCAAAACAAGAACCUGACCUCUUUGGAUUCGACUCUCCUCCCAGCAGUCAACAGCAGCCAUUGGUUGCACAGUCUCUUCAGCGUCCAUCAAUGGUUGGAGCUACUGCAAAUGCAGAAGAGUUUGAGGCGCUUCAAGCAGAAAAAGACAAAGCAAACGAGAAACUUGCAGGAACUGAGCAGAAGCUCUCCCUCCUUGAGCAAGAGAAGCAAAGGAUUCAGAAGGAGCAUGAAGCUCUGAAGCGCUCCAGAGACGAUAAAGAUCGACAGCUUGAGGAACAGAAAAUGGAAAUUGAAGAGCAACAGAAGCGGAUCAGUGAAAUGGAGGCAAGGCAUGCCAAGGAACUGGAGCAGAUACGAGAGGCCGGACACGAGACUCUUAAAGUGAUUGUUGAAGAAUAUAAAGCACAGAUCCAGUUGGCCAUUAGUCAGGAGAGAGAGAGAGGAGAAGGUUUAUUGCAGGAAGCUAUUUCGAGAGAGCAAGAGACUGCGCAACAAAAGAUACAGGAACAGCAUGAGAGACUUACUCUAGCUUUGGAUGAGGAGAGGACUAAGAAUGAAGAAAAAGUUAAAGAAGCAGUAGAGAAGGCAAGAGAGAAUCACGAAGAGCUCUUGAGAAAGGCAAUGGCUGAUGCUGAAGAGACUUACAAGGAGAAGUUAGACCAAGCACUGAAGGAGGAGAAAGAUGCUGCAUCUGCAGCCAUUGAAAAAGCUUGGGAGGAAGAGAGAAAGAAAAGCCAAGAGGCGCUUGAAGAAUUAAAAGCUUCACAUGUCAAAGAACUAGAGAAAGAAAGAGAGAAGACACUAGAAGCUAUUGCUAAAGCCGUAGAGCAGGAGAGAGAAGUGUCAAAGGAGCUACUUGAGAAAGCUCUUGAGGAAGAGAGGGAAAGGAGUGCAGCUGCUAUUGAGAGAGCAGUUGAAAGAACACGAGACCUUGUCCAAUCAAAAAUGGAAGACGUUGCAAAAACAAGAGAUGCUGCCACUCAGCGCGUACUAAGUACUUUGGAUUUGUUCCUAGCUGGAGCUAGAUCAAACCUUCAGACAUUACUCUCCAGUAGUAAUACCAGUAGCACAGGAGGAGUCACUACACCCUCUCCUCCUGCUCCAGUUGAAACCAGCCCGGCUGAGGAGCCUAAUGUAGUAGCUACUUCAAAGGUUGAGCCUUCUCCUUCCAACGACCAGGAUGGAUUCAGCUCUGCUUUUGGUGCCUCUACUUCUACUAAUGAAGGAUUUGAAGUCUCUUUUGACUAGUCUUUGUUGGUUUCUGCAGCUAUUAUAAACUGAAUUAUAUUAUUUGAGAUUUUGAGACUUAUGUCCCCAUCAUAGAUUUGCUAUAGUCUACUUAGGCUUUUUCUAAAAUUAUUAUUAUUAUUAUGAUUAUUAUUAUCAUUAUUAUUGUUGUUGUAUUAGGCAGGUACUGUACUGUUUUUGUUUUUUGUCCAUGUGCAUGAUGUGAAUUAAGAUACUGAAACUGUGUGUGUGCUUGCUUUGUGACUAACACAAACUAAUAAUAAUAUUUAUAAAUUUUAACACUAUUAUCGUCACGAAUGGUUGUGUUUAUAAAAGAAGCUGAUAAUCUUGCUGUUUAUCAGUUUGAGUAGGAA